Messenger RNA from Hordeum vulgare subsp. vulgare (domesticated barley), 1106 nucleotides. RefSeq lists its product as uncharacterized. The record is from RefSeq and is a predicted model, not a curated record. The transcript has a single exon. Bases 156 to 704 code for a protein of 182 amino acids. Lineage: Eukaryota; Viridiplantae; Streptophyta; Magnoliopsida; Poales; Poaceae.
AACACCCUCUCAAAUUCAUGACAGGAACCUUUAGCUAGCUUCACCGGCCUCUUUAUAUGUGCGUGUGUCCCCGUCUCCACAACCCAUCAAUCAGCAACCAUACACAGCUGCUAAGUUAAGCCUUAAUUAGCUAUCAACCAGCAACUUAGCUAUCCAUGGGCAUGGGUUCGAAUAAGAGCAGCAGCGCCGGCGUCUUGGUGUCCUGCGUGGUCUUAGGCCUAGCCCUGCUCGUCGUCGGGGCGGCGGCGGCCAAGACCAGCCCAAACUCCUGCAAGACACUGUGCAGCGGCCGGGAGGACUACAAACCCUGCCACGCCGCGUGCCUGUGGGGCGUGCGUCUGCGAGCCCAUGGGAGGACGACAGAAGGGGGGACGUCAGUCGGAGGAAUAGGUGCCCCGGCUACCUGUCGCGUGCGCUGCCGCCACGCCGACGACAUCAACGCCUGCGUCAAACGGUGCCAGCAGAGUGGUGUGGAAGGAGAAGAAGCGGGAGGAGGAAGAGGAGGAGGAGCUGGGCUACUGGCGAUGCCGACGGAGCGCGUCGGACGGGAAGACGAAGAGAAGAAAAAGCAAGCGGAGGAUGCCUCCCCAUACCAGCUGCGCUGGGACCCAAAUUUCUGCUCCUUCAUGUGCCGCCACAUACAUGACCAAGGGGAAUGCCUCAAAAAAUGCGAGGAGGCAGGUCCAAAUGAAGCAAGACCCUGAGGAAUCGGUCUCCCGGCGUCGAGGGCGGAGGGCACGCGACCGGAAGAAGAGAGGACGGAGGAAGAGGGUCCGCCGUGCGUUGUCAACCUGACCUUCUUGGAUUGAGAAAGCUAUUGUCCUCUAGAAGUUGGUACCGCCUCGCAGUAUCUUUUGCUUUCCUUAUUACAAGUUGUUGAUUAGGUUACAAUCUUGUACUCCCUCUAUGCCACAAUAUUUAUUGUUGGCGAGAGCUAGUUUAGUUCUCCUCACCAACAAAUAUGUAGGAACAGAGGGAGCACGUUGUUACCAUGUUUGUUGACUACCUCCAUUUUCUCCAUAUCCAUGUGUUAGCACACAAUCGUCUGUGUGUGCCACCGUUGUUUUCAGAUUUGAAAUAAAAGGGGGUGAAAUAAGAAAACUGCA